Messenger RNA from Siniperca chuatsi (mandarin fish), 6260 nucleotides. It is a transcript of the gene ripor2, whose product is annotated as RHO family interacting cell polarization regulator 2. Lineage: Eukaryota; Metazoa; Chordata; Actinopteri; Centrarchiformes; Sinipercidae. The coding region runs from base 335 to 3703 and encodes 1122 amino acids. The record is from RefSeq and is a predicted model, not a curated record. The transcript has 23 exons.
ACUUAGUGAAGGUCGCUGGGAGUCCUCUCUCUCACCCACACACACACACUUCACCUGGCACUUACACACUCACACACACAUUCUCGUGCAGAGAGCUGAAGCUCAGCUCAAACCCAGUCCUCUGCAACUCGAGUGAGGAGCCUGCCGGUGAUCGGACUGUCGCCUGAAGCGAAGAGGCCGAGCCGGCGUUGAUUCAAUUUUACAGCCCAGUCACUCUUUUUGAAGCUCUGAUUAGUCAGCCGAGGGAGACGAGGGGGAGAGAAGAAGAAGAAGAAGAAGAAGAAGACGAAGAAGACAAAGAAGAAGACAAAGAAGAAGAAGAAGAGGAGUAGUGAUGGCUAUGACUGACAUUGCAGAGGAUGACCUGGACGAGAUGAUGCACGAAGAAGCGGAGGAUGUCUUCUACGAGGACGGUGUGUCGUCCCGUGUCCCGGAGAUCAUGGCGGCCGGCACCCAUUCCCCCGGAGGACCCAAUGGCAUAAUCAGGAGUCAGUCCUUCGCCGGCUUCAGCACACUACAGGAGCGACGCUCUCGGUGUAACUCUUUCAUGGGGAACUCGGCGGUGCAGAAGAAGCCUCAGUCCAAGCCAAAGAAACCCCACCUGUCAGGACACAAGGGAGGCAGCAGCUCCAGAGAGCCGCAGCCCAAAAGACUGGAGGAGGUUUACACUGCACUCAAACAAGGCCUGGAUGAGUAUCUUGAAGUUCAUCAGACAGAGCUGGACAAACUCACGUCUCUGAUGAAGGACAUGAAGAGGAACUCUCGCCUGGGAGUGCUGUACGAUCUUGACAAGCAAAUCAAAACCAUUGAGAGGUACAUGAGACGUCUGGAGUUUCACAUGAGCAAGGUGGACGAACUGUACGAGGCCUUCUGCAUCCAGAGCCGCCUGAGAGAAGGUGCCAGUCGGAUGAAGCAGGCUUUCUCCUGCUCUCCCUCCACUAAAGGCACCAAGGAGAGCAUCGCAGAGGUCAACCGCCGCUACAAGGAAUACACUGAGAACAUGAGCACGUUCGAGAGCGAGCUGGAGAACCUGCUCGGGGAGUUUCAUAUCAAAAUGAAAGGUUUGGCAGGCUUUGCUAGGCUCUGUCCUGGAGACCAAUAUGAGAUUUUCAUGCGGUACGGUCGCCAGCGGUGGAAGUUGAAAGGAAAGAUUGAAGUUAACUCCAGACAGAGUUGGGAUGGAGACGAGAUGGUCUUCAUGCCUCUCAUCACUGACCUUAUCAGCAUCAAGGUGACAGAGCUGAAGGGCCUGGCCACUCACAUGCUGGUGGGCAGCGUGAUCUGUGAGACCAAGGAGCUGUUUACUGCCAUGCCUCAGGUGGUGGCUGUGGACGUUAACGACCUAGGGACCAUCAAACUCAACCUGGAGGUCACGUGGUACCCCUUCGAUGUCGAGGAUCUGACUCUGUCAUCUGGCAACGUGAGCAAAGCCACAGCGCUCCAGAGACGAGUGUCGGUCUACAGCCAGGGCACGCCGGACACCCCCACCUUCCAGGACACCACCUUCUUUAAGUGGCGGCCAUAUCCCGUGGAGCGCCAGCGCCUCUCCUUCCUGCACGUGCUCCGAGACACCCUGCUAGAGAAGCUAAGGCGCAGUCGCUCGUUUGGUGACCUGGCCUCACUCCGGCCAAGGCCCAAAUCCAGUCUGGAGGUCUAUUCCACUUUACCAGAUGAUGUCUUUGAGAACGGUGGCUGUGGCGUGGCUGAGUGCAAGCGUCUCUCCUUCACCUUCUCCGACACCUCUGGUUACACGCCCAGCCCCAGCCCCGCCCCGAGCUCCCACUCCCCCGGCCAGUCCAACCCUGAGAUCACAGUCACUCCUCCAGAAACAGACCCAUCACCUACACAAAUCCUCCCAACAAGGGAGGACUCUAUUGCAGAGGAGCAUUUAGUGGAGGAGGAGGAGGAGGAGGAGUAUGAAGAGGAUGGGGAGACAGGUAGUAGAGGAAGUAGGGGCACCAGUGCCAGCCUUGCCAGUGAUGAAGCCGAGGUGGCAGAGGACUCUGAGUGGGAGCGCACAGAGUCCCAGCGAAAUUCUGGCUCAAACUGUGGUUCAGCUGCCCCGUCCCUCUGCUCUGACGGCCACCUGUCCACAGUGACUCCAGAGGAUGUUUUCUUAGAUCACACUGACGAACUGAAACCUGUGGAACUGGACACAGAGGAGGCGGGCAGCCUGACCCGGCAGCUUGUGAAGAGGCUGACUUCUUCGGAAAUUGUGCCGCCAAGUGGGGGCUCCACAGAGGGAGGAGGAAGCCUGAGCUGGGCAGGAGAGGGGAGCAGGGCGUUCCUGGAGAGCAGCCUGGAGGAGGCCAUCCACAGCCUGCUGAUGAGGCUGGAGUCACUGACUCACCGCUGCCGAGAGCUGCAGGACCUGGAGCAGGAAGUGAUGCGUCUGGAGGACCUGCUCAAGUGUCGUCUCCCGGGUCACAGGAGCCGGUCAUCCAGCCUCAGUCUGACAGUGGAGAGUGCCCUGGAGAGCUUUGACUUCCUCAACACCUCUGACUUUGAUGACGAGGACACUGGAGACGAUAACGCCAUCCUCAGUAUCCCACAGAGGUCUCCGCUUUUUGAUACCGACGGGGAAAGGAUCGGGGCCCAGCAUCCAGAAGCCAGAGGACACCUGAGUGAAGCCCUGACAGAGGACACCGGGGUGGGCAACAGCGUGGCGGGAAGCCCCCUGCCGCUUACCACUGGAAACGAAAACCUGGACGUGGCUAUCGUGAUUCACCUGCAGUACUGUGAUCACCUCAUACAGCUGUUGACCAGUGGGGUGGGUGUGUGGCAGCGUUGCAGUCUUCUCCUCAAACUGUCCGGACAGACUCAGCUGUUAGAGGAGCUAGCAGAGAUCAGUGUGGAUAGACUGGGAGCAAUUACAUCUGCUGCUGACGUUCUCCCGGGCCUCGCAGAGCGCCCACAGUUGAUGACUCUGUGGUCAGAGUGCAGCGGGUCUGCAGGACUUUUCCACACCACACUGGACAGAGUGUUCAAACACAUGAACCAGCGCUACACAGCAGUGCUGCAGGAGAGACACCCACACAGCGCUGACACAGUGACUGGUGUCGUAGUGAGCGAGAUGGUGGACAGGAGCGAUCUGGUGGCGGCACACAAUCCUCCUGCCGCUGCGCUCUCCCAAGACGUCCUGACUGUGUUUCAGUUCCACAGCUACAUCUUACAACAUGAAGUACAGGACAUGGAGACACACCUGCUGCAUCUGGCCAGAGAGGAGGUGUUUGAAGAGGCUCUGUGCAGUAGGGAUUAUUCUCGCUGUCUAGCAGAGAUGGAGGAGGUGCCUGUGUCAACCCUGUGGCCUAGAAACAGCACCCUGAGGGCCCUGGCCUCCCUGCUCACUGCAGAGGACCCUCAGGUCAACAAGGCAGCAGCUGACUACCUCUCUUCUGGAGCAUCACACAGCCACUUCAGGGCCAGAGCAGUGGAGUGCUACACCCAGGCGCUGUCAGAGGCUGGAGGUCAGAGCCAGAGGGCAGCCUGUUCAGCUCUCAGCUGUCUGCAGGCAGUAGAGAGUAUCAGGGCGGUGGUAGCACUGUGUGAUUCAGCUGAUGAAGAGCUUCGCCACGUCGCCAUAGAAACCCUGCUCACAUUUGGUGAGGAGGGGCGGCUGGCGUACGAGCAGCUGGACACGGUGCCGGGGGAAAUAAUCCGUCUGGGCACACGUCGAGGAAACGCCGUCACCACUGCCUUCUGAGCCAAACAUCACAAAGGACAUCUCAGCCCGACCUCCGAGGGCAGCACUGCCCCUCAGCUUGAUCUGCUUUUUGGCACAGACAUAAGAAUCUCCACGUCGCCACAUUAGAUCACUGUUCUUACUGAUACUGCCUCCGAAAAGGAACUAACACCAAACAAAUUGUCUUAACCACAAAGACCCACAACCCAUACCCCUCCUGCACGCACACACACACACACACACACACACACACACACACACUUGCACUCCUCGUUCCUCCACCAUCUCCACUUUCAGACACCCCCACACUCCCCCCUUCCUCUCCCUGCUUUCUGAGCCAGGCAGACCGUUCACAUUUGAGUUUAACAGGAGAAUUUGACUGUACGCAAAGCCGCUGAAAGCUGCUCCAAAGACUGUGGAAACAAGAAUUCGAGCAAUGCAUCUUCACACAACCUCUGUCAACAAGCUACCCACCACUGCACACAACACUUGUAUCACUUACUCACUGAUUAAUUAUCAUCUUGAUUGUUACAGUCAGUUGUGUGACGAAAUAUGCUAACUAUGAUCUUUUCAUAAUCACUGUUUAUCACAUGUUUUAGUUGGUGGUUUUGCAUUAGAAAUGUUUUCUGGCGCUUUCGGAAGAUUUGCACUGUUGUAAGGCAUGUAAAUAUGGCAUAUUUUACACAGCCGGUGUAAUGUAUGUGCUUGUAUUUAAAAUAUAUUUUUAAGUUCUGUUUUCUAGUACGUUCCAUUUUGAGUUUCAGGGAUUCUUGUAUAGGUGAAAGAUGUGUGUUUUGUGGCAGGGAGGACCAUUAAUAAGUUGAGAAUGGAUUCUAAGUGGAAGUGAUGUUGUGGUUUAAAAGCCCAAGUUUAACAGCAGUUUACAGUCUUGAACAGAUUUUGACCUCAGCUAUCUAUCAGUGGUCAGCACAGUGCCCAAGGUUCACUCACUCAGCAGUUUAUAUCUGAGUUUUCUCAUACUUGCAGUUGAACAAGUGCAAUUUUUCUGUACAUACGUGACUCUUUUGCACCUAGCUGACAUGUGAAGACAUUUGAUAAAGUCAGCUUUGACCAUUUGAGCCUUGAUAUGGUCGAGCAGGCGGGUUCCACAAAUACACUCUUUUGUAAACGUAUUUUUCCUACCAGGUACGGAGCCAGUCGAGGGCAAUAAAUUGGGUUCAGAAUCGUAAUCUUGCACUUUCGCAGUAACUGUACAGAGAGGAGGAUCCUUUGGGCUGAGUAAAUGCCUCAGUUUUGGCUAACUGCACAUUCAUACAGUAUAUGAGCUAAUGGCAGGAUUAGAAAUUAAGCUUUUCUUAUGAAGUGUUCUGUUGUGUUCUGCAUGUCUUGGGUCUGUUUUAUUUCCCUGCAUCGUAACUGUAUCGUGGGAAAACUGACCUGAGGUAAGCGCCUAAUUCCAACUUUUCUCAUUGUAACUGUACUACUGAGUCUUGUGCUAGUGCACGGUGACAAAACUCACAUUUGUUCACACAUCUUAUUUAUUAUUUACUCCUUGUAAUUCUUAUAUUCUUUGGAGUUAUACUGUAAUAGUGCAGAUGGCAUUGUUAUGUAAAUUAAUUGUACAUUUAUGUUCUAUUUUGGAUCGGGUCUAGUAUUUGAAAUAUUGUUUAUCCACGUUAUCACCAUGCAAAUGAUCUCAUGCUUAACUUUAAUUGGAGUUUAUUUUGAAUGAAUUAUAUUAGAUAAAUUAUUAUUUUGGAGAAGAUUAAGAUUUGCUAAUAGUCUAAUAGUAUUAUAGAUUUCUUUACCCUAAAAAGUCCCAAACAAAAUGGGACAUUAUAUAUUAGAAAUGUUACUUUAUUACUUAGAAGAUUUACUGUAACCAAAGGAAGAAUUAAUUUUAAAAUGGUCUUUUAAUAAGAGCUCAUAAUUAAUUAAGGAGAAUGUAUUUUCAACACAUUUGCAUUUUGGCCAGAAUACUCAGACUUAACUUUAGAAGCACAACUUCAAAAUAAGACAAACCCAUAAUAUAUGAAUCUUAUUUGGUUCUGACUGCACAGUCCAAAAGCCAUAUUGAUUAAAAACAAGUAAUAUUUUUAUGAAAUGUAUUUUUUCUUUUGUAUUAUAAUCUGUAAAUGUGUGAAGUUGUUACUAAAAGCUGAAGAUGGUGUUAAGUUUUUUUUCCAGGCUUCGGCAAAACAUGGUCCAUGUUAAGUAACACUUUUAUUUCUUCCAUGAUGUGAAUAGCAUUACAGUAUUUUGGUAAAGUAUCUAAUUCACCUACUCAUUCAGUGUUUGUUCAUUUUAUUUUGAGUGAACUACUUUCUUUUUACAAACUUGCAGUUGAGCAGUGUUAAGUCAAGUUGAUUUGUUGGCUGUUUAAUUCCUAAUCACCUACAAACUACAAGUUGUCAAAAUGUGCACAUCUUUAACUAUUUAGAGAGUGGGUUUAAGAAUAACUUGGUGCACUUUGCUGAAAUUGAUCUUCAUCCAUCUCUGUGGUCAAUAGCUUCCUUACUGAUCCAUUUAGUUGCAUACUACUCUUCUACAUAGUUGUUAGCAGUAUUUCCUCUGCUCAUCAAAAGUUGCAAUAAAGUUUAUUUUUGCAUAAUUAAAA